AAAAGCUUUACGCGGAUGUGUUGUUCGUGUGCGGCACAUGCUAGUGAUCAAGUGGUGAAAAAGACGACCAACCUGUCACAUGUCCGUUAUCCUAGAUGAUUUUUACACACGAGGUAGCUGUGACUCCAAUUUUAUCAAAGAUAUCAAUUCAAAAAUGAGAGUUCCUGAUAGAAUAUCAUUAGAUCCAAGUAGCUUACCGCAGGUGAAUUUAUCGCUCGAUUCUUCUGAGAAUGACAAUAUGAAAGUGCCAGAAAGGAUAGUCAUGUCUGGUGCACAGAAUCAAUCAUCUCCACUUAUGGCAUUCAACCGACGUGGAGAUGAUCUUAUCGAUAAUUUAGAUCCUGUUCCACUUCAACAUGCUUUAGAUCCAUUGCCUACUUCUUUAGUGUUAAAUGAAGUUCAUUAUCCAGAUCUAGAACGAUUAACUAUUGAGAAGAGAGAAAUAGAAACAGCCAUCUCAACUCCACUAUUAUUAACAAACGAAUCUCAGAAUCAUAUCCCAACAGAACAACAGCCUUCUCCACUUCCUUUAUCGAAUAUCUCAAAUGUUAUAAAUCAUUCAUCUACAACAAUAUCAUCAUCACCAUCAUCAUCAUCAAUGAAUCAAACAAAUAAUACUCAAUCUAUUGUUGUAGAUACACGACGUCUUAGAUUAUUAGAGAUUCGUAUGAAUGAAAUAGAACUUGAAUUAUCUAGACGUCAAUUCAUGGAUAAAUUACUUUAUAUCACAUUUGGAGGUUAUUUCGUUUUAAAAUGUUUACGUCUAUUAUUCUCUUAGACUGUCCUUCUUCUUCUUCUACAUCUUCUUCUUCUUCUUCUUCUUCUUCUUCUUGUUUGUCAUUAGAUGUAGUCAAGGCCUAUUCUGUUGUGGGUUUUGUUUUUUCUCUCUUUGUUUUUCUUCUACUGUUAUUACUACUUUCAUCAAUGACUCAAUUCAGUAGUAUUAGUAGGUUUUGAUAAAUAAUGAAUGGGAAAUUGUACAGUUCAUUUAAUGACAAUGAUCUAUCAUUAUGUAACAAGCAUUCAGAUGAUUGAUAUUCAUGAUUAAUUUUUUUUUGUGGUUUCUAAAACAACAUUUUGUAUGGCAACUAAAAAUGUAACUGAAUUAAAUCAUCCUCAUUUCAAUUGUAUACUACUUAAUCCUAUGAAAAUAUGAUCAUAAUUCUUUGUAUUGAGAUGUAUCUUCAGUUUAUCAUAGCUAUGAAUUGUAUUUGAUUUCGCUUAGUGUUUCUAUGGUCCCGCCCCCCCAAAAAAAACGGAUGAAGGAGGAGGAGGAGGAGGAGGAGAGUUGGACAUAGAUCUGUUAACCUAACCUUGUAAUAAAGAACCUCAC
Messenger RNA from Schistosoma curassoni, 1333 nucleotides. Lineage: Eukaryota; Metazoa; Platyhelminthes; Trematoda; Strigeidida; Schistosomatidae. The record is from the annotation of a GenBank genome assembly.